Molecule: messenger RNA, 543 nt
Organism: Macrosiphum euphorbiae (potato aphid)
Lineage: Eukaryota; Metazoa; Arthropoda; Insecta; Hemiptera; Aphididae
Source: the annotation of a GenBank genome assembly
AUGAAUGCUCUUCGUAGAUUUUAUAGUAGCAAUACGGCGGUGACCCCUAGUGGCCCAUCCAAUGAAACCGGUGGUGUAUUGCCGAUAGAUUUGGAAGGAAGACAUAGAUUUGUAAGGCAACGACUUACUAACAUGACAGAUGAAGAAAGAGCUUUUCGUAGAAAAUUCUUACAUGAUCAACACUUGUCUCAUGAUGAACCGGUUGCUGUCCCAGAAAUGUACGAAGAAUUGUACAAUCCAAUUAGACGUGCAUUCAGAGCCCCCAUGAAUCUAUUUCAAGAGUUUUUGGUCCCAAAAAUUGGUGAAAGGACUGCUUUCAACGUACGGUUUGUAACAGGCAAAUUUUUGAUGGGACUCACUAUUGUUUAUAUUGGUACAUACUACGUUCUUUACAACACAAAUACUUGGGAGAGAAAAUCAGGAUGGAGAAUACAUGAAUCUCGUUCUCAGUGUGUGCCAGGAGAUCCAGGUUUUCCAAGAACAUCAGACCGCACUCUACCCAAACAUUACGCCGAUAGAGGAUUCAGCAGUUCUCCAAUAUAA